UCAAAACCAGGUUCUUGAAAAUGGGAAGAAAGAUUAUCUUAAACAUUCCUUGUACUACUACCUUAAUCACAUUCAUUUACUCCUUAACUAUUUUAUCUGUCUUCCCUCAUAACCUCCAUGCUAAACCGCCACCGAACCCGGUCCAAUGUAAUGGUAACUUAUGCACCCUCAAGAAUGGCUAUGGUUUAUGGGGAGAUAGAACAGAUUGCACCUCUCCCACCAUAACUUAUCCUACCACUGAACAAGAGCUUCGAUUGGCUGUCGCGAAUGCUAACAAAAAUAAACUCAAGGUUAAAGUGGUGACUAAAUUUUCACACACUAUACCAAAAUUGGCAUGUCCUAGCAGCAAAUCAAAUAAGACAAUGCUUAUAAGCACAGAAAAAUAUAAUUCCGGUAUCGAAAUUGAUGUUAAAAACAAGGUGGUAACAGUUGAUGCAGGGGUGAGUCUAAGAGACUUGAUGAACAAGGUGGAGGGUGCCGCGUUGAGCUUGGUCGCGGCACCCUACUGGGAAGGGGUGACCGUAGGCGGCCUUAUAAGCACCGGGGCCCACGGGAGCUCGUGGUGGGGGAAGGGUGGAGCGGUUCAUGACCACGUUGUUGGUAUUAGCCUUGUGGUUCCUGGGAAGGAGUCCGAAGGGUAUGCCAAGGUUCUUAGGUUAUUAGAGGGUAAUGACCCUCUUUUUAAGGGUGCUAAGCUGUCUUUGGGUGUUCUUGGUGUCAUCUCUAAGGUGAAGUUAUCGUUGGAAGCAGCUUUCAAGAGAAGAAUUACGUAUGAUUUUACAAAAGAUGAUGACAUCGAAGAUAAGUACAUUAAUCACGCCAAGAAAUAUGAAUUUGGUGACAUAACGUGGUAUCCAUCAAAGUACACAUCAGUUUACAGAUAUGAUGAUAGAGUUGAUUUCAAUACUUCUGGAAAUGGAAUCAAUGAUUUUCUUGGAUUUCAAUCUCAAUCUGUUUUAAUCUCUCAAGCUACUCGAUCACUCGAGAAGUCAUUUGAAAGUACCAAAGACGAGAAUGGUAAAUGCAGAAUGGCAACAACAUUUAUUUCAUACAAGAAACUAAUAGCAAAUGGAUUAAAGAACAACAAAUUACUCUUCACAAGCUAUCCAGUUAUAGGCACACAAGCCAACAUACAAGCAUCUGGUUCAUGCUUAUACUCUUCUCCUCUAAGACUAGACCUUACUUGUGCUUGGGACCCUACAAUCAAAGGGCUAUCCUUCUAUGAAUCCACCGCCAUUUUCCCUGCUUCAAAAUUUGGAGAUUUUGUUAAAGAUGUCAAGAAACUAAGGGACCUAAUUAGUCCCCUUAAACUUUGUGGUAUUGAUAUCUACAAUGGCUUCUUAGUUCGUUUCAUUAAGGGCUCAGAUGCAUAUCUAGGACAACAUGAGGAUUCUGUUGUUGUUGAUUUCAAUUAUUUUCGCGGUGAUGAUCCUAAACUUCCGAGAUUAAAUCAAGAUGUGGUUGAAGAGAUUGAGCAAAUGGCAUUCUUUAAGUAUGGAGCUAAACCACAUUGGGGUAAAAAUAGGAACUUGGUGUUUUUAGGUGUGCAUAAAAAGUACCCUAAUUGGAGUAAGUUUAUUGAUGUAAAGAAGUUACUUGAUCCUCAAGGUAUGUUUUCGAGUGAAUGGUCAGAUGAAAUAUUGUAUGGAGAAAACAGAGAAGAUGGAGAUGGAUGUGCUUUGGAAGGGUUGUGUGUUUGUUCAGAGGAUAGACAUUGUAGUCCAUCUAAAGGCUAUUUUUGUAAGCCAGGUUUUUUGUAUUCUCAGGCUAGAGUUUGUAGGUUUUUACAAGGUCAAGUUUCAAGUUCAUUCUAAAUUUAGAAAUUCAUACCAAAUAAUUUAGUUUUUGUGAAGAUGUUUCAAGUAACAAAAUUAAAGAUGUCAUUUAUAAAGAA
Spinacia oleracea (spinach) is the source of this 1894-nucleotide messenger RNA. RefSeq names its product L-gulonolactone oxidase 3. Gene Ontology annotation, cellular component: membrane. Gene Ontology annotation, molecular function: D-arabinono-1,4-lactone oxidase activity; FAD binding. NCBI's taxonomy places the organism in Eukaryota, Viridiplantae, Streptophyta, Magnoliopsida, Caryophyllales, Amaranthaceae. The transcript is spliced from 4 exons. Bases 21 to 1814 code for a protein of 597 amino acids. The record is from RefSeq and is a predicted model, not a curated record.